AUGUCUCAAAGAGGGCCAGCUGCAUGGCACUGUGCAGCCUUAUCAGAUCCAAAGUCCUUCGCGACAUCAUGCCGGAGAAAACCGAAUAAGUGUGCCGCGCGCCACAAAGACCAGAGCAUGCCCCAGGAGCUGUUGCAAGAUCGCUUCAAGAUUUCGAGAGACCACGUUCUCGGAGAAGGCAGCUACGCAGUGGUGUACAAAGGACUGGAUCGGAAGGGUUUGAAGAACGUUGCCGUCAAACUCUACAAGGAGAUCGACGAGGAUGCGACUCGAUCCUUCAAGAAAAGUAUAGAUGUCCUCCUGGGCAUACAGACGGGGAUGCGAUCCUCCAGUAAGACGGCGCCAUCGGAGGAUGGGCGUUCCGACGUUAGUGAUACUGAGCCGCCUGAUGAGAUCGACACCGGAUGGGCUGAGAAUUCGACGGACUGGGCAGAGUUCGCCACCCGCUCCUUCGAUCCCAGCAUGGUGGAAAUUCCAUCACAUGUGCGAAGACGGUCAUCAAGGGGAGAGCUGAUCAGAAAGAUAGACUUCAGCUCCUGCUUCGUAUCGGUCGUGAGCUACUCGAAGGACGAGGAUGACAAUCCUGGCCUUGACGCAGAAUCCGAGUCGCUUUUCAUUGUUUUCGAACUCGGCGGUGAGUCCUUGGAGGACAGACUUGUGAGGUAUGCAGAUGAAGGAAGGAAGCUGUCGGCGGAUGAACACCGUUCCCUGCAGUGGGCUUUGGUUUCGAUAGUUUUUGGCCUGCAUACUCUGGGGUACGUGCACUUAGACAUCAAGCCAGCGAAUAUCGUUAGCUUUGACAUGCCUGACAAGAAGGAGCAGUGGAAGUUAAUAGACCUGGACGGCGCCCUCAACUCCGGAAAGCCAGCCUUGCUCAAGGAUUGUGUGACAACCUUGCAAUACCUGUCCCCGGAGCUCGCGGGGACGUUUCUUUCCAUGAAGGUCUGUGCUCGUGACAAGUUCGGAAGAGCACGGCGCGGCAGGGAAGAGACAGAUAACCAGCCUAUCAAGCUCUCCCGGCUGAUGGACGUUUGGAGCGUCGGCAUGUGCGCGAUGGAGGCCAUAUUCUUGGUGCCCAUCUUGAUGCCAUGGUAUGAUGAAUGGCUGCGUGAGACAGGCACCGAGGAGAAGUUCCUCAACUGGCUUGCAGACUACCACAGCGAUCCCAUCAUCACAGGAGACCUGAGGGAUGCGCUGCGGGAGAUCGACGAGGACAUGUGCAACUUCUUGGAAGGGAUGCUUCAAAAGGAUCCGUCCAAGCGUUUCAGCAUUAUCGAAUGCAUCAACCACACAUGGUUCGAGAAGAUUCGCCACAGCCACCUCGAGGACCUUGCCGGGAUUUUGGAGAGGUCUGAAGCCGCUGAUUCAGAAGCGCAGUCGCCUGCAGCAUCAAG
Messenger RNA from Symbiodinium sp. CCMP2592, 1394 nucleotides. The record is from the annotation of a GenBank genome assembly. NCBI's taxonomy places the organism in Eukaryota, Dinophyceae, Suessiales, Symbiodiniaceae.